AUGUCAAACACGAACCCCAAUCUCCCAACUCCCGCGAUCAAUUCAGCGACUUACUAUGACGUUGGUACCCAGCAGUUGAAUCUAUUCAUUACCUAUCCCAGCGGCUUCUCUCUCUGGCCAAAAGGCAUAGUGGUCGACCUCAUCACACCCCCAUCUACAUCCCCAACCAGAAUCGGAAACGGAGCCCCAAUCUUUCCAGCCAAUUCGAAUACGGGAACCUUGGUGAUGCCACUGGCAUUGACUUCGGCUUCUCAACAAGGCCAACUGACGGUUGCUUCUCUAGAUGCAUCUUGGGAUACGGGUGCUCCAAGUGAUCCUUGGCAGUUUCCUGUAAUCACUUCAUCGCCUUUAACCAGCCCCGCUUCGGCCAGUUUCAAUUCUCUCGGUUCUGUUGAAGUCACCUGGACAUAUAUUGCUGGGAUGGGCGCAACUGGACAACAAGUUGCACUAAUCAUUCCGGGCGAGCAUCCGAUUACAAUAAUAGUUGAAAGUCCGGAUGUUACUGCCACCUUCACCAUGGCCCAAGCCAAUAAUAUGUUCUCGCCAGGCCUUACGGUCACCAUCCAAUGUGCUGCCAUUUCACCGGGCCUGUGGGCUGCUCCUGUUACCACCACUUUUACCAUUCCCCAGUCCAGUCAAAUGACUCCUUACUCGAUCAAGGGUGCACCCCCUAUAUCCCCCAACUGUACUAUGACUAGCCUGCCCGUGCAUGGCACAAGCAAUUUGGAGGUCUGGUGGGGAACCGCUGAAGGAGCCAUUGAGACAACUUGGUUUCCCAACACGGACCUAUGGGGGUUCGCCGGCGCGUCGACAAUUUCUAACACAGGAUCUUGUCUAGCUUCAAUAUCCAUCACCCCUACCAAUCAACAGGUUUGGUGGAUCACAGAAACUGGGGCUAUUGAUGGAAAGGUUUAUAACGGUAACGGAUGGGCGUCUCCCGGGACUGGAGCUGGCGAAGCAAUUCCCUUCAACGUAGCCGGUACAGCUUCAACAACCAAUGGUGGUUCCAUGACAGGUCUGGUACUAGAGGGCAACACUGGAGCGAUCCUUUUCUGGGUCGACCCUUAUGGCGCCGUCGCAUACUGCAGAUGGCUUGCUAGCUCGGGCUGGCAGAAGGCUGUGUUGGAUGCGCUUCCUCAGAAAACAGCAAGCGCUACUACUCAGCUGUCUGUCCUGUCUGUCGGCAGUAGUGUCUAUCUGUUCUGUGUUUCUCCAAGUGGUGCAGUUGUCGGUGCUAGUUGGCCCAACGCCUCCUCGGUCGGUAAUUUGGGUUGGAUGUCCCAAUUCACAGUUCCGUCAUCUGGCAAUGCGGCGCCUGGGGGUGGAUUGGCUUCCUUCAGCGUAAACAGCGUAAGCACAAAGGAGAUUGCGGUUAUAUGGACUACGGCACAGAAUAGCAUCGAAAUGUCUCUUGUUUAUGGUGGUGAUUCACCUCAAAACAUACAGCUACCUGUUACCAUAGCUCAGUCGGUUUUAGGAGGGACUGGUAUAGCAGCUUAUUCCAUGGAAACAAAUCAGUGUUCCAUAUGGUGGAUUGGACAAUCAAGCGAUCUUAGGAGGACGAACGUGGAUCUCACCAAGCUCCAAGCAACAACGACCCCCGACUGGCCUGUAUUCGAGGACCUUGGCCCCGGCUCUUGCAAGCAAAUGCGGUCGCUUAUUGUUCAGCCAGCAUCGGCAACGGAAAUCUGUCUCUUGUAUGUCAGUGCGAAUGAUACUGUUGCAGUGUUGUCCUAUACACCCUAG
This is a messenger RNA of Fusarium tjaetaba, 1746 nucleotides long. Its product is annotated as fucose-specific lectin. Bases 1 to 1746 code for a protein of 581 amino acids. The transcript has a single exon. Lineage: Eukaryota; Fungi; Ascomycota; Sordariomycetes; Hypocreales; Nectriaceae. The record is from RefSeq and is a predicted model, not a curated record.